AUAACAAAUAAAAUAAACAACGCCACCACAUGUGUUAAUCAAGGACGAAUAUUUCAUUCCUAUGUUGUUCUCCUCUCUGCUUUGGUACUUUGGCUUUUUGGCCUCCAACAUAUCAGCUUUUCUAACUUCUCGGGGGUUUAUUCGUUCUUGAUUUCAACAUCAUUCCAAGUUUCCUCAGGAAGGGAAGUGAUGAAGAACUCUGAAUCACCUCAAGAAUCUUCAUUAGCUCCCAGCAAUGGAACUCCUGGGAAUUCGUUUUCACCUGCUUCCAUAACCACCAAGGAUAUGCAUGCCUCAUCUCUAGCACAUGAUCGACACUCUCAAAAUCCUGAACUUUUUUCUCAGUCAUCAAGGGAUUUAGAAUCUUUGCCACCAAUAGAUUCUUCAUUUUCAGAACAGUCCACAGCUUUGACUAAUCACCUGAAGGAAAAUAAGGAUGUUUCUUGGUGUCUAGAUCGGCUUCAAGACUUUCUUGAUUUGACUGAAAAUGUUCCUGGUCCAAAUGGGCUGGUGGAAAGCAGCACUGGUGUCAUGGCAUCUGAGGACCACAAUAAGAGAACUGAUUGGCAGGAGUGGACAGAGCGGUUGAUCUCUGCUGAUGAUGCUCUGGAUCCAGACUGGAGUGAGUUUCUUGGUAAUACCAACGUCUCAUAUCCCAAAUUGAAGGUGCUGAAACCUUCUGGUGAUAUCUCAAACAAACAGCCACAGUUUCAUCAGAAUAAACCUGCACCACGUGGAGAAUUUCCUAGUGAGGCUUACACAUCAUCUACUGCUCCUCAAAAGCCCCGUAUGCGUUGGACACCUGAGCUUCAUGAGGCUUUUGUGGAAGCUGUUAAUAAGCUGGGUGGGAGCGAACGAGCUACUCCAAAAGGCAUCUUAAAGCUCAUGAAUGUUAAAGGCUUAACAAUCUAUCAUGUUAAAAGUCAUUUGCAGAAAUAUAGAACUGCCAGAUGCAAGCCAGAACCAUCAGAAGGAACAUCAGAGAAAAAAAUGACUUCAAUUGAAGAAAUGAAAUCCUUUGAUUUGAAGUCGAGUAUAGGAAUUACUGAAGCAUUGAAAUUGCAGAUGGAAGUUCAGAAGCAGCUCCAUGAACAACUUGAGAUUCAGAGAAAGUUGCAGUUGCAAAUUGAAGAACACGGAAGGUAUCUGCAGAUGAUGUUUGAGAAACAAAAAAAGAUAGAGGAUGAAAAGAGUCGAGCCCCCUCUUCUUCCCUAGAUGACCCUCCUACUCCAUUACCUGGCUCAAUUUACCCAACUUGUAGGAGUGAUAAAUCAGAAGACUUGGAGCUAGUUCAGACAAGAACCGGGACUGAUACAAGAAAUGCUAGCACUAAAGAGGAAGAAAGUUCCCAGGAUGUAAGCAGGAAGCAGAAGGCAUUGGAAUCAGAAACGCCUGACCAUGUAGAGAUAAAUGACAACGAGUCUGGUUCCCCACUCUCAAAACGAGCUAGAACAGAGAAAUAGCAGAAUUGUUGACUUCGCAUCUGAUAAAUCAUCUUUCUAUAGACCACAUAGCAUUGCUCCUGGAGAUGAUGUUCUAAUACAGAUAAUUAUGCUGACAGAAAUCAGGAGUUUUUGAAACAUUUUAGAUCUUAGAUCGAUCUUUUUGUGAAUACUCAAUGGGUGACCAUAUGUGAUAUUCUUUUCAUUUUGAAAGAAUCACAGGCUUUGCUUUUGAUUGUUAACCUUCUAAAUCUAAAGCAUUUGCAUUGAGAAGACUAAUUGGCUUUAUCUUGCUUCUGCAUUGUCUUAUGGUCAUGCUUUGUAAUUAACUAAUACUGUAAGUAAUGUGUAUUACAUUGGGAUUUUUACAGUGAUAUCAAGAAAGUUAUUCUUGGAUAAGUUCCAUAUAGUUGAUUUUUUAGUACUUGAAGCUAUCAAGAUUUGGUACUGGAAGGACAUUGAGUCCUCUGCCUUGUGAGCAGCUCCACUUAGCAAUCCAGUCCGCUGCCAUGUUCUUUUGCCUAGGGAUGUGGUUAAGGGUCCAAUGCCAAUCUGGUUCCGGGAUUGUUUUCAUUGCUUUAACCAGAGGGUGAAAGGGUGGUUCAAAGAGUCAGAUUCAUUGUGGAGGAAAUCAAUAGUAUUUUGCAAUUCAAGCAGCUAAAAUCUUUGAAAGCUGACAAACCAAUUUGUUAUUUUCGUACAAAACAAUGUAGACAAGCUAAGCAAGACAAACU
Molecule: messenger RNA, 2177 nt
Organism: Durio zibethinus
Lineage: Eukaryota; Viridiplantae; Streptophyta; Magnoliopsida; Malvales; Malvaceae
Product: protein PHR1-LIKE 1-like
Molecular function (GO): DNA-binding transcription factor activity; DNA binding
Source: RefSeq, a predicted model, not a curated record